AUGGGAGACAAUUUAAAGUCUUUAAGAAAGGAAAAUGACGCUUUAAAAGAACAGCUUAAGGAAUUAGCUAAAGACAUGGAAAAACUUAAAUCCGCAGUCGAGAAAGAAGCCCCUUGUGCUCAACUAACAGAUCAAGCCAAAGGAUUGCAGUUUCUCAGUGAUGAGUACGAUGGGCUCUCGGCUUCGAGUGCCACAUUUAGUCGCGAAAUUAACCGAAUUUCUACUACACUAGCAGAGCUCUCAAUUAAGAUUUAUCAGAUUGACGAAGUUAUUGAAAGCAUCCAGCAAUAUAGCUAUCAAUACAACAUCAAGAUCGUUGGCGUCCCUCAAACAGAGAUACGAGAAUCUUCCCKUUCCACUGCAGAUCUGUGCUUAAAGAUUUUUCACAGUAUGGGUGCAAGUGAUGUCACUUUACAAGACAUCGACACUGCUCAUAGAGUUCCUAAGAGGAAGCCUAGUCGCCCCGGACAAAAUUAUCCUGAUCCUAUUAUUUGCAAGUUUACUCGCCRUUUAGCGAAGGAAGAAGUAAUGGCUGCCAAAAAGGCGUUACGUAAUUUGACCCCAAGUGACCUUGGUCUUCCUCCUUUCAUGACCUUGAAACACGUUAGUAUUUACCAUCACUUAACCCCRAGGCUGCAAAGUCUGUUAUACGAAACAAAGCGUUUUAAAAGUGCAAAUGAUUACAAGUUUUGUUGGUCAAAAAGCACGGCUGUUUUUCUUCGAAAAGAUGACUCAUCGACUGUUAUAAAGUUGACCAAGUACGAAGAUCUGGAUAAGUUAAAGCAAGGCGAAGAUGCACAAGUGUAUGCUGAAGACUAUGACCAAGAUGACUAAACAACUUAUAGUGUUUUUU
Molecule: messenger RNA, 853 nt
Organism: Actinia tenebrosa (Australian red waratah sea anemone)
Lineage: Eukaryota; Metazoa; Cnidaria; Anthozoa; Actiniaria; Actiniidae
Source: RefSeq, a predicted model, not a curated record